GGGCGUCCGAGGCCGUCGCGGCCGCCUGGUCGCUGCCUGUCUCGACGCGGGCAGGCAUUGGCGCGGGCAGCCCGCGGGGGCGUGGAGCGAAAAGGGCAGCAUGGACGACGAGGAGGAGACGUACCGGCUGUGGAAGAUCCGCAAGACCAUCAUGCAGCUCUGCCACGAUCGGGGCUACCUGGUGACCCAGGACGAGCUGGAUCAGACUCUGGAGGAGUUCAAAGCGCAGUUUGGAGACAAGCCCAGUGAGGGCCGGCCCCGCCGCACUGACCUGACGGUGCUGGUGGCUCACAACGAUGACCCCACCGACCAGAUGUUUGUCUUCUUCCCUGAGGAGCCCAAGGUCGGGAUAAAGACGAUCAAGAUGUACUGCCAGCGGAUGCAGGAGGAGAACAUCACCCGAGCACUGAUCGUGGUGCAGCAGGGCAUGACCCCUUCGGCAAAGCAGUCUCUGGUAGAUAUGGCUCCCAAAUACAUCCUGGAGCAGUUCCUGCAGCAAGAGCUUCUGAUCAACAUCACAGAACAUGAGUUGGUUCCAGAGCAUGUUGUCAUGACAAAGGAAGAAGUGACCGAGCUCCUGGCCAGAUACAAACUGAGAGAGAACCAGCUCCCGAGGAUCCAGGCUGGGGAUCCUGUGGCCCGGUACUUUGGAAUAAAGCGUGGUCAGGUGGUGAAGAUCAUCAGGCCAAGUGAGACUGCAGGCCGCUACAUCACCUACAGGCUGGUGCAGUGAUCAAGAGCCAUUGGGUGUGUAAGAGCUGUGCGGUGCCUCCCAAUUUUCCUGUCCGUCAGCAAUUUGUGGACUCUCUGGGAUGUCUACCUUUCUUAGAUGGUUGAGAAAAUUCUCUUGCCCUGUUGCCUCUAUGCAGUGCUGUUACUUGGCCUCAUUCCUGUUUUUCUGACAUGGACUUGGCUGUAGCUCCUUACUCUUCAGUAAGGAUUCACACCUUAGAAGCAACUGGAAGUGUGCAGGGAGGGCGUCAGUGGAGAAAGGCUUCUGCUUUAGUAUUUUGUAGGAUCUCUUUUCUAAUAAAGGUUUGUGCUCUCGCUCUUCCACACUGCUGGU
Messenger RNA from Cuculus canorus (common cuckoo), 1066 nucleotides. RefSeq names its product RNA polymerase II, I and III subunit E (gene POLR2E). Gene Ontology annotation, biological process: DNA-templated transcription. Lineage: Eukaryota; Metazoa; Chordata; Aves; Cuculiformes; Cuculidae. The coding region runs from base 101 to 733 and encodes 210 amino acids. Gene Ontology annotation, molecular function: DNA binding; DNA-directed RNA polymerase activity. Gene Ontology annotation, cellular component: RNA polymerase III complex; RNA polymerase I complex; RNA polymerase II, core complex. The transcript has 8 exons. The record is from RefSeq and is a predicted model, not a curated record.